Molecule: messenger RNA, 345 nt
Organism: Akanthomyces muscarius
Lineage: Eukaryota; Fungi; Ascomycota; Sordariomycetes; Hypocreales; Cordycipitaceae
Exons: 3
Coding region: 1-345 (114 amino acids)
Source: RefSeq, a predicted model, not a curated record
AUGACUCGCGGCGAAACCAUUCAGACCAAGUGCCACUACAAGGGCAGCAACGAUGACUUCAUCAUCUUCAUUGACGAUGUCGACACCUACAACAAGUGGAAGACGGACAAGACCAUUCCCAUGGCUCACUUCAUGUCCUCGUUCAGAAUUUUCCAGACAAACAAGCAUGGUGCCCAAGGCCAGCUUGAUGCGGCUCCUAAAAACAUCCUCUCUGCCGAGUUCAACACUGAGGACGAGGACGAGGUGAUUAAGAAGAUUCUUCAUGGCGGUACUCUACAGCAGUCCGAGAUGCCUGCGCGCCAAGGACACAAGAACGACUCCAUGGGCACUAUGAACGCCAAUUAG